AUGUCUAGUUCAAUAUUUUCGGAUGGUUCUUCAAAAAUAAAAACUUCAAUUCAACAUAUAAAUUCAUUAGAUGAAGC
Molecule: messenger RNA, 77 nt
Organism: Rotaria sordida
Lineage: Eukaryota; Metazoa; Rotifera; Eurotatoria; Philodinida; Philodinidae
Source: the annotation of a GenBank genome assembly